Molecule: messenger RNA, 2137 nt
Organism: Nematostella vectensis (starlet sea anemone)
Lineage: Eukaryota; Metazoa; Cnidaria; Anthozoa; Actiniaria; Edwardsiidae
Product: TATA box-binding protein-associated factor RNA polymerase I subunit A
Exons: 9
Coding region: 635-1951 (438 amino acids)
Biological process (GO): transcription by RNA polymerase I
Cellular component (GO): RNA polymerase I transcription regulator complex
Source: RefSeq, a predicted model, not a curated record
UAUCUCCCCAAACCUUUUACCAUUUUCUUAUGUCAUCAAUACUGACUGCGGGUGUGUUAAUGUUGUUUGAUUUAUCUCGGCGAUUACCCACUUCUUGGCGCAAAGAUGCGAUAGCUGCCACAUGUGAUCAUCUGCCUAGCGAAAGAGAUACUCAGGCCAUUGCGGUGAAAUACCAGACAGUCGUCGACCCAGACUAUGUGUAGUCUUUAUCGAACGAUGAUUCUGCCCGUGUUGCUUUUAAGUUGUUGUUGUGUUCUUACUUUAGGCCAGGUAAUUGACGGAGAUGGCUCAGGGUAUGCCCCUACGGAAUGCGACCUAGCAACUGUCGUCCAAAAAGUGGGUUGCUAUAACUCAAGAGUCAGCAAUGGAAGUAGAGCUUUUCCAGAUCUGCUUCUUAACGAGCGGGACUCGAGUAGCCCUGCAAACGUGUACGGCAACCUGAUUGAUUGGAACAACUGGCAGUCAUCGGUUAACGGUUUGGUGUGCCGCUGUGCUGAGUUGGCCAAAGCUCGUGGCUACACUCGUAUUGCCGUGGAGUUCUACGGAGAAUGUUGGGCUGGACAACAAAGCAGCCAGGCUUUGCAAUCCUCAUCCAAUUGCACCAUGGGAUUGGAGACGAGCAACCAAGCUUGUGAUGAAGAUGACUACAGCCACGCGUGUGUGGGCGAAGCUAAUACAGUGGGUUGGAAGAUGGGACAGAAUGUUCGUUAUCCUGCACACCGACCAGAUAGCACGACUGUUGCUCGAUGCUUUGCUUGAGCAUCGGUUUGAAGACGCAGCGAUCUGUGUGAUUAGUUUGUGUGGUCGAGGCAAAGUUGUCCCAGAGUUAUUAUGGAGAACUGGAACAGAAGUUCUCAAAUCUAUUCCUGGAAACCCCCUACGUGUCGUCCAGUUCUACAAAUACCUCUUUCCAAUCUGCACUCCCUACCAACGAGAGAUGUUACUAGACUUGGGGUUUUUCCUCAUUCAUUCAAACAAUGACCUUACUGAGGCUUAUGAACUACUUAAAGAUAAGGCAAGCUCUGAGCCAUUCAGUAAAGACAAACUUGUUCAUGGAUACCUUGGAUUAUUUGAGUACAUCUUUUGGAAGCGUAAGAAUAUGCAACUUGAGGAUCAUAGCAGCUUACAAGGCCUGCUCGAUAGUGUGGAAGAGGGUGCAGGAUCAAUGCACAAUUCUAUGUUGCUCAAGGAACUGGUCUUUUAUAGCAGAAAAGCAAUGGCAUAUUUUCAUGGGCUUGUUGACUGUGACGGAAUCUGGGACUUGUUUUUAACCAGACAUGCAGAAUUGUUGGUUUUUCAUGGCCAGAAUGAAGAUGCUAUAAAAAUGCUGACAAGAUACAGAGACAAAAAUCCAGAAAAUCCAAAUACUCACAGGUAUUUGUACCACUUUUUAAAGGGGGAUAUAAGGCCAAGACCACAGUUGAUCAGUGUGUUAGAAGGCCUUUUACAUGUCGACCCCACCUCAGAAUUAGCCGAGGAGUAUUGCAAGCUACUGAGUGGGUAUGAAAAAGAGCAAACAUCCAUCAGGAAGUCACUUGUCACUCUGUUCCACAAGUUAGACCACUUUGACAGUCGAAAAUGUCUUAACACUUGGUCGGCAUUAUCAGACAAUCUGGAUGCAGCACACCAGUUGUUUGACCAGGAUACCUGGUCAGAGUUGGUGUUAAAAGGUCUCUGGGAAGAGCGCACAGAUUGGUGGCCAGAGUACCACUUCUCUAAAGCAGAGCUGGAGUGUACAGAUUUCCAGUCUGAAUGGAGUUUGUUAUUUAGCAAGUAUCGUGUUGCUAGAAGAUUUCUGGAGAAAGAUAACUACUUUGUGAAGAGAAUGAGGAAACUUGUCAAGAAACAAAGAAAAUCACUUUGCAUGAGUUCAGACUCAUCAGUCAUUUCAUCAUUAUCAACAUCAGAUAGAUCAAGAAAAAGACGGCAUGAGGAUGAUGAAGACAGAUAAAUACAAUACCCAUGUUUGAUAUCCUCUCCACUUGUCAUGUCAUACAUCAUCAAAAUUGUCAUGUUACAAAUGUGUCUUGAUGGUUGCCAAUAAUUGCAUUCUCAUUGUAUUUUUGCCUUGUCAUUAAAACACUUUCAAUGAUGCCUUUAAAAAUUAAACAAACAUGAAUAAAGAAUGAGAACUUUU